Molecule: messenger RNA, 2031 nt
Organism: Mirounga angustirostris (Northern elephant seal)
Lineage: Eukaryota; Metazoa; Chordata; Mammalia; Carnivora; Phocidae
Gene: NMNAT1
Product: nicotinamide nucleotide adenylyltransferase 1
Exons: 7
Coding region: 610-1452 (280 amino acids)
Biological process (GO): NAD+ biosynthetic process
Cellular component (GO): nucleus
Molecular function (GO): nicotinate-nucleotide adenylyltransferase activity; nicotinamide-nucleotide adenylyltransferase activity
Source: RefSeq, a predicted model, not a curated record
AGCCAAUGAGAAUGUAGCCAGGGGUGUUCCCCGUCUGGCGCCCGGGCUGCGGGUCGUCUCCGGGAGGGCUCGGGCGGGUCGGCCCUGAGAACGUGGUAAGCCCUCUAGCCCGAGCCCCCUGAAAAACCAGUCUCUAGGGGAGUCAGCGCAGGACUCUGUCGCAAGCAUGGGGGAGUCCAAGAUGGAGGAAUCUUUGAGAGGCAGAUUGUAUUUAUUUAUUUACUCAUAAGAGACAGAGAGAGAGAGAGGCAGAGGGAGAAGCAGGCUCCCCGCUGAGCAGGGAGCCCGAUGCGGGACUCGAUCCGAGGACCCUGGGAUCAUGACCUGAGCCGAAGGCAGAUGCUUAACCCUCUGAGCCACCCAGGUGCCCUCUUUCCAUCUUUCUGUGGAACCAAAAGCCUCGGUAAUUUUUCCUCUGGCCCUCUGAACAGAGUUACAGUUUGGGUGUGAAACCGCUGUGGCAGCCCAACUUAGAGAAACUUGACACAGUUGGAAUGGUUCCAGUAACCUCCCUUGCAAAAGGCUUCGUGUUCACGGAAUUUCCUUUGUGAAAACCACAAGCAAAGUGUCAGAGUUUUCCAUUCAGAUCAACAACUUCAAAUUCUUAGCAUGGAACAUUCAGAGAAGACCGAAGUGGUUCUCCUUGCUUGUGGUUCCUUUAAUCCUAUCACCAACAUGCAUCUCCGGCUAUUUGAGCUGGCUAGGGACUACAUGAAUGAAACAGGAAAAUACAGAGUUAUCAAAGGCAUAAUCUCUCCUGUUGGCGAUGCAUAUAAGAAGAAAGGACUCAUCUCUGCCCGCCACCGAGUUAUCAUGGCAGAACUCGCCACCAAGAAUUCAGAAUGGGUGGAAGUUGACACCUGGGAAAGUCUUCAGAAGGAAUGGGUAGAGACCGUUAAGGUGCUAAGACACCAUCAGGAGAAACUGGAGGCUGGGAGCUGUGACCACCAGCAGGACUCACCUACACCAGGAAGGCCUGGACAGAAAAGGAAGUGGGUGGAACAAAGACAAGAUUUUAGUCAAAAGAAAUUGCUAGAGCCAAAACCAAAAGUUGUGCCAGAGGUAAAGCUGCUGUGUGGGGCAGAUUUAUUGGAGUCCUUUGCUGUUCCCAAUCUGUGGAAGAGUGAGGAUAUUACCCAAAUUGUGGGAGACUAUGGGCUCAUAUGUAUUACUCGGGCUGGAAAUGAUGCUCAGAAAUUCAUCUAUGAAUCUGAUGCACUGUGGAAACACCGGAACAACAUUCACCUGGUAAAUGAAUGGAUCACCAAUGACAUCUCAUCCACAAAGAUCCGGCGAGCCCUCAGAAGGGGCCAGAGCAUUCGCUACUUGGUACCAGACCUUGUCCAAGAAUAUAUCGAAAAGCAUGAUCUGUAUAGCUAUGAGAGUGAGGAGAAGAAUGUCGGGGUCAUCCUGGCUCCUUUGCAGAGGAAAGUUGCGGACGCUAACUCAUAAAUCCUACAGAAUGAUAUUUUGGAUUUCCAGUUUGGGAAUUUGAAACAGUCUGGGUGUUAGUAACUGGGAAGAGAAAUUGUGAUUCUGUUUCAUAAACUAAAGCUUCUUAAAAGUUUGGUAAAAAUCAGAAGUAGAUUAAAAUCAGGUUUAUCAUUUUAUUGGAAAUUGCUAAGAUGAAUGUUUUCAAUAUGGUCUUUUUUCUUUUUUUUCUUUUUUAAAGAAUGUACAAAUCCUUGAAUCUUUAAAAUGGGAUUAACGGCACUAAAAUCAGAAGACAUUCAGUUUAACUACAAAUAAGAAGUCAAAAAGGACAUUUUGGUUUUAUCACAUAAGAGGAACAAAGUGGGAAAAACAAGAGUCCAUUUAAAAUGCUAACUUUAGGGGUGCCUGGGUGGCUCAGUUGGUUAAGCAUCCAACUCUUGGCUUCGGCUCAGGUUGCGAUCUCGCAGUCAUGGGAUUGAGCCCCGUAUCAGGCUCUGCAUUCAGCGUGGAGUCGGCUUCAGAUUCUCUCUCCCUCUCCCUUCCUGCUCACUCUCUUUCUCAAGUAAAUAAAUAAAUAAAAUCUUAAAAAAGAAACUA